Cylindrotheca closterium is the source of this 1320-nucleotide messenger RNA. NCBI's taxonomy places the organism in Eukaryota, Bacillariophyta, Bacillariophyceae, Bacillariales, Bacillariaceae. The record is from the annotation of a GenBank genome assembly.
AUGGCAGUAGACAAAGCAGCAUCCCAAACAGUAACAUUCAAUGUUGGUGGCAAACACUACGAGGUCUCCAAAUCCUUGUUGGAAGCAUAUCAGUGUACAAUCUUGGCACAAAAGGCGAUGACCGAAUCGUCUUCUCCAAUCUUUGUGGACCGAGAUCCAGACCGAUUUUCUUACUGCCUGGACUAUAUGCGUGACAAUGGUAAGGUUUUCUUACUUGAAGGUGUGACAAAGAAGGCGGUAGUAAGAGAACUCUUGUUCUUUGGCUUUGCCGAUAUAGACGAGUCGCUAAUUGAGGACGAAUUUUCAACUGGAAAAAGCGCCAUGAGAUUCCAUACCUUACUGGCAAGAACUCAUCAAGACAUUGAAAACUUGGAAGCGGAGAUAUCUUCCAAUCAGAAGAAAGUACAAAUGGCAAAGCUUGCUAUGCACUGUCUCGAAGAGUGUCUGAAAUGCGUUGAUGGAUGCGUUUUUGUGCAUGUACUGUCACCAUACGUCGAAUCAAUUGACGUUCUGUCUGUUGAAUCCCUGAUGCAAACGAAUGAUGACUACGGAUCGGCUUCUACUAUCGCAAAGAAAGAUCCUAUCCAGCUCUGUUCUUCCAUCUUGGACCCUUUAGUGGACCAACCAGUAAGGAAAAAGCUAAGCCUCAGUGCCAGCUGCCAUUCAAACCAGCUAGUACUGCUGGAACAACAACACCAUGCCUUGGAGGAGGAACCAUGGGAACAAGCGAACAAGCGACAGAAACUUCGCCAUCAACAGUUCGAAACUUCCGAUGAUGAAAGCAUGGCUCGCUUCAGACCUUACCAAGAAGACCAAUGGCGAAUCCAGUUCAAGAAGCUCAUCGAGUUCAAGCUGAAAAAUGGACACUGCGGUGUUCCUCACAAGUACCCAGAAGAUCGUGUACUUGCUAGAUGGGUCAAGAGACAACGCUACCAGUACAAGAAACUGAACGACAACGACCCCACGUCCACAAUGACAGCUCGUCGCGUUGAAGAUCUGGAAGCAGUUGGCUUUGUGUGGCAUUCUCAUGCUGCGGCAUGGCUAGAAAAGCUAAACGACCUGAAGGCUUUCAAGGAACGAACAGGUCACUGCAAGGUCCCAUCUCACUAUCCCAAGGAUGUUCAAUUGUCUACAUGGGUCAAGUGUCAACGACGUCAAUACAAGUUGUAUUUAUCCCGAGGAUCAUCGAGUAUGACUAUCAAGCGAUUGCACGCGUUGGAAAGCCUUGGCUUUGUGUUUGAUACUCGAAAGAAGAACAACAAGGGUGCCAACAACGAGAGGAAUAAUAAUAUGUUCGAGACACCGGCGGGCUUGGUGUGA